Messenger RNA from Penicillium angulare, 831 nucleotides. RefSeq lists its product as uncharacterized. NCBI's taxonomy places the organism in Eukaryota, Fungi, Ascomycota, Eurotiomycetes, Eurotiales, Aspergillaceae. The transcript is spliced from 3 exons. Gene Ontology annotation, cellular component: intracellular anatomical structure. Gene Ontology annotation, molecular function: oxidoreductase activity, acting on NAD(P)H, oxygen as acceptor. The record is from RefSeq and is a predicted model, not a curated record. Bases 1 to 831 code for a protein of 276 amino acids.
AUGUCUAUGAACUUCGAUGACUGUGCCGUUACCCGCGAGGGAUUCCCCCGCCCAUUCCCUAACACACCAUCCAAUGUUCUGGACCAAUUGCGUAUGAACGGAAAGGUGGUCAUUGUCACUGGUGCAGCGGAUGGGAUUGGUCUGGCCGUCGCGGAAGCCAUUGCCGAAGCUGGUGGCAAUGUGGCUUUCUGGUAUAAUUCAAAUGAUGCUGCGGUGCAACAUUCUAAGGACUUAGCUGUGACUCACAAUGUGAAGACAUCUGCCUACAAAGUUGACGUCUCUGUUUCCACCCAAGUGCAAGAAACCAUCGCAAAGGUUGUUCAAGACUUUGGCAAGAUCGAUGUUUUCAUCGCCAAUGCCGGAAUGGCCAUCUCUAAGCCUAUCCUGGAACAAACUCUUGACGAGUACCGCAAGCAAAUGUCUGUGAAUGUCGAUGGUAUCGUAUACUGCUCAAAGUAUAUUGGUGAGGUCUUCCACCGACAGGGCUUUGGCAAUUUGAUUAUCACAUCCAGUAUGAGUGGACACAUUGUAAACGUACCAACCGAUCAGCCUGUUUAUAAUGCCACCAAGGCAUAUGUCACUCACUUUGGCAAGUCUCUUGCUCGCGAGUGGCGUGAAUUUGCUCGAGUGAAUAUCGUUUCGCCAGGUUUCUUCGACACCAAGAUGGGCGCUAGCCCCUUCGCUAUUAAUGAGGCUUACCGUAUGGCUGCUGUCGGACGACAGGGACACACUAAGGAGAUCAAGGGUUUAUACCUGUAUCUCGCCAGUGAUGCCUCCACUUACAUGACUGGCAGUGAUGUGCUCAUUGAUGGUGGUUAUGUCCUGCCUUGA